Diversispora eburnea is the source of this 276-nucleotide messenger RNA. The record is from the annotation of a GenBank genome assembly. NCBI's taxonomy places the organism in Eukaryota, Fungi, Glomeromycota, Glomeromycetes, Diversisporales, Diversisporaceae.
GAGUUAACCAAUGAGCUGGGUACAUUAAAUGAAACUCUCAAAGAACAGAUAGAUAUGUUGUCUGAAAAAAAUGAGACCAUUCAAAUCGAAUUAGAUAAGAAAGCGAGAUUAUAUGAGCAAGCUCAAGACCGGUUAAAUAAAUAUCGGGAUGAAUACUAUCAAAUAAGAGAAUCUUUGGAAGGUGAGUAUGAAGAUAUUACAGAAGAUAGAAAUUGGCAUAUUGCUCAAGAAUUGCAAAAUUGUCAGGAGCAUGGCAGGAAUUUACAAAAUGAUAAG